AUGAAUGAUCGCAGUGGUGUUUAUGUACCCCAAAGUAAGAGAGACCGAGCAAGUGGUAGUUCCAGCGGGUCUAAGCUGGAAGACAUGAUGGCUAAAAUGAUAGGAUAUGACAAGUUCAUGAAGGACUUGGUUACAAAGAAAAGAGUUGUAGGUCUUAAUUUUAUUAAUGAUGUUCAUCAUGACAACACCAUUGCGACCAAAUCUUUGGUUCAGAAAAAGGAAGAUUCAUGUGCAUUCACUAUCCCAUGCACUAUUGGGUCAAUCAGUUUUGCGAAAGCAUUGUGUGACCUAGGAGCCAACAUCAAUUUGAUGCCAUUAGCCAUCUACAAAAAACUGGGGUUAGGAGAUCCAAGACCUAUAUUAAUGAGGUUGAUGAUGGCUGAUAGGUCAGUUAAGCGGCCUGUGGGAGUCCUAUGUGAUGUGCUUGUGAAGGUGGACACCUUCAUUUUGUUGGUUGACUUCGCAAUCUUGGAUUGCGAAGUAGACUUUGAGGUUCCCAUCAUCUUGGGAAGACCAUUUUUGGCCACUGGAAGGGCCUUGGUUGAUGUUGAGAGAGGAGAGUUAAAGUUCACACUGAACAAGGAGGAGGUAAAAUUCAAUAUUUGUAGGUCAAUGAAGCAACCCAAUGACAUGAAUGUGAUAUCUGCAAUAGAGGUGGUUGCUGAAGAAGACAUGAGGGGGAUGGGAGCACACUCGUAUGCUCCAAAGAAAUUGGACCUGGACUUGAAAAAUAGGCCAAGCCCUCCAGCAAAACCAUCCGUUGAAGAUCCACCGGUGCUAGAGUUGAAAGAGUUACGUAGUCACCUCAUAUAUGUAUUUUUGGGGACUAAUAACACUUUACCUGUGAUUUUGGCUGUAGAUUUAAAUAAAGAGUAG
Solanum stenotomum is the source of this 876-nucleotide messenger RNA. RefSeq lists its product as uncharacterized. The transcript has 3 exons. Lineage: Eukaryota; Viridiplantae; Streptophyta; Magnoliopsida; Solanales; Solanaceae. The record is from RefSeq and is a predicted model, not a curated record. The coding region runs from base 1 to 876 and encodes 291 amino acids.